Molecule: messenger RNA, 3625 nt
Organism: Oreochromis niloticus (Nile tilapia)
Lineage: Eukaryota; Metazoa; Chordata; Actinopteri; Cichliformes; Cichlidae
Product: inter-alpha-trypsin inhibitor heavy chain H3
Exons: 26
Coding region: 86-2974 (962 amino acids)
Source: RefSeq, a predicted model, not a curated record
AAAAAUAUUUACACAGCAAUGCUGUCCUUGUUUGAGUUCAAAAGGCAGUUUCAGCUGCCUUGGUUGCACUCUGGUAGGAGGCAUAAUGGAGAGAAGUGUGGUGCAUAUCACUCUCUUUGGACUGCUGCUGGCUUUGGCCUCCACACUGCCAAACAAGGAUGACUGGGACAUCUACAGCUUUCACAUCAACUCCACAGUGACCAGUCGUUAUGCCACCACUGUCAUCACAAGCCGUGUGGCCAAUCGUAUGAACGAAUCAAAAGAAAUUGAAUUCCAUGUUCGGAUUCCCAAGAAUGCCUUUAUCAGUAAAUUUCGAAUGUUUAUUGAUGGCCAAGUUUAUGAUGGUGUUGUGAAAGCUAAGGAGCAAGCUCAGCAGCAGUACACUGAAGCUGUGUCCCGUGGUGAAAGUGCUGGGCUUGUCAGUUCUGUAGGAAGGACUCUGGAGGAAUUUAAGACCUCUGUAACUGUGGCUGCUCACAAAAAGGUCACUUUUGAACUCACAUAUGAGGAAUUGAUGAAACGCACACAUGGCAAGUACGAGCUGCAAAUUCAUGCUCGACCCAUGCAGCCCGUCAGUGACUUCAAGGUGGAUGUGCACAUUCACGAGGAAGCCGGCAUCAGUUUCAUCAAUGUGAAAGGAGACCUGAGCACCAAAGCCCUCGCUAAUGCCAUCACUAAAACACACAUAGAUAAAGAGGCGUGGGUGUAUUUCUAUCCAACAGUUAACCAACAGAAGAUGUGUGACAGCUGUAGUGAUCAGGGUAUGAAUGGAGAUCUAGUUAUUGUUUAUGAUGUCAACAGGGACAAUGGACUCGGACACAUCAAGAAAUCUGACGGGUACUUUGUUCAUCACUUUGCUCCAUCUGAUCUUCCUCGAGUGCCAAAAAAUGUCGUCUUUGUUAUUGAUCAGAGUGGCUCAAUGCGUGGCAGAAAAAUACUCCAGACUAGGACUGCAUUAUUCCACAUUUUGAAUGAUCUGGCAGAAGAUGACUACUUUGGUCUGAUCACUUUUGAUGGCAACAUUUUUCACUGGAAGCGAGAACUUGUUCAGGCCAACAGCAAAAACCUGGAAAGCGCCAAAAACUUUGCAAGCAAUAUUCAAGCUAGAGGAUCCACAGAUAUAAAUCAAGCACUGUUGCAAGGAGCACGCAUGCUGAAUGAUCAUAGAAGAGAAGGUUCAGCAUCUAUCCUUAUACUUCUCACAGAUGGAGACCCAACCUCAGGGGUGACAAAUCUGGAGAAUAUCCAGUCAAAUGUAAGACAGGCUAUUGCAGGCAAAUUCCCACUGUACUGUCUUGGUUUUGGUUUUGAUGUUAAUUUUAAUUUCCUUGAGAAAAUGUCACUGCAAAAUAACGGUGUGGCACGCCGGAUUUAUGAAGACUCUGAUGCUGAUUUACAGCUGAAGGGUUUCUAUGAAGAGGUGGCCACACCUCUAUUAACAGAUGUGACAAUGAUCUAUGUGGGUGGGACCAAUCUAACCCAGACUAACUUCAGUCAGUAUUAUAAUGGUUCUGAGAUUGUGGUGGCCGGUGAGAUCACAGAUAAUAACAUUGAAACCUUCACCCCUCAAGUUGUGGGCAUUUCAAGUAAUAGAAGAAUAAUAUUCUCUAAUCCAAAUGAAACUGUGGAAUCCACUGGAACAGUGUCUGAUGACCGUAUCCAGAGGGUUUGGGCAUACCUCACAGUUAAACAGCUUCUGGACAAAGAACUUCAGUUAUCUGGACCUGAGAAAGAGAAAGUAAAGAAGGAGGCUUUGGAGCUGUCACUGAAGUACAGUUUUGUGACCCCUCUCACAUCUAUGGUGGUCACAAAGCCUCCAGGAGAGAACACAGAUGUGCUUCAUAAACCAAAGGAAGGUAAAACACCACAGAGAUGGCAGCCCCCUGUAGAUCAGUCAUUUUCAAGACAAUAUUUGGCUCCCAGUAUCCACCUGAGUGGCAGUCCAAUUGUAGGAAAAGUGCAACGUAACAUUAACUCCUUCACUCCACAUUCAACAUUUCAAGGAGUCGUAAGCAUUCAUGAUUUGCAACAUCGAGUCAUGCAAGUGGUCCACCACAAAGGGGAAAAAGGAUUCUCUGGACAAGUCAUGCAACAGCACGCCUCCAGAGGAGAGCGAGGACGUCCCGGACCAGUCAUGCAACAGCACGCCUUCAGAGGAGAUAGAGGACGUUUUGGAUCAGUCUUGCGACAGCAUAUCCCCAGAGGAGAGAGAGGAGACCUUGCACCAGUCUUGCAACAGCAUACCCCCAGAGGAGAGAGAGGAGACCUUGCACCAGUUGUUCUCCCUGAUGUCCAACCUACUGUUGUUCAUCUUUCACGUGAUACUACUACUCUGGAAGCCAUUAAUGCUCCUGUACUCCACAGGUUUUUGCUAAAAGCUGAGAAUCAGACUGUUCCACUAUGCUUUGAUGUUAGUGGACCUGUCCGCCUUAAACUUCUUCACUAUCCCAGCAGGGAACUGUCUGUAAAUGGUGAGCUUGAUUCAGUUACAAAUGGAGGCUUCAGCAGAAUUUUCAUACACGUCAGUGGCAGCCAACAUGUUGAGAUCGACACCAACUGGGUCACUGUACGAGAUGGACAGACAGUAACAAAUUACACUGGACAGGAUCACCUUACAGCUGGAAGUGUGACAGUGAUUGUGCGCAACAACGAAAUAGACGUUGCCACUGGAGACAUGCGAAUGGUCAUCAUAGUUCAUGAGAAGAAUGGCCAAAAAUUCUUUUGGCCAGUUUUAAGACAGCGUCCCUUGGACAACAACGCUGAAGGACUUUUAGCUGUAGAGGCUGCAGUUUAUGAGGAGGUACAGCAAGCUCCUGUCAGAAAACUAAAGAUUAAAAACCAGGAGGCAGACGUUACUGGGGAGAUGGUUGUUGACUACAGCUUUGCUUCUCCUGUCACAAUGAACUGUUGGCUCAUGUCUGCUGACUCUGCCCUGCAGAGACCACUGUCCCAAUUUGUCAUUACACAGCUUUAACUGACAAAUAUAUUGAAUUAUUUGAAAAAUCUUUCAUUUAAAAGGAAAAUAAGGCAAAAACAUAUAUUGUGGAAAAUGUCUUUCCAUCUGUCUCCAACAUGUAGAAAUAUAACUGUGAUUGUGCUGGAUCUAGUGUCAGACAGCAUUACAAAUUAAAAAUAACAAACAAAUAAGUAAAUAAAUCAGGAUUUAUGAUUACCACCAUCUGGCAUUAACAGAGUGUCCAAAAUGACACAAAUGAGUUGACAGUAAUGGGCAUUACUUCAACACCUUUAUUUUUUAAAUUAAAUGAAAAAUGUAAAUUUUACAAGUUUAAACUAGAGUAAUUAUAUGUUAUAGCGAAAUGUUACUCUGCUUUGCUGGCUGAUUUAACUGGAAGAGAGUUAGAUUGCAGAAGGUUUGCCUAUCAAUAACAAUUUUAAAUAUUUCUCAAUCUUGGUUAAGUACCCCAGCACUGAGAGAGAAAACUUUUUAAAACAUUUUUUCUGUCUUGUCUUUCGCCUCAAACGACAUGUACUGAGGCUGACUUGAGUCAAGGAACUCUGACAAAUAUAAUGCUGUCAUUUUUCUUGCAUAAUUUCAUGACUUCCUCAGAACAGUUUAUGGAAUGGAUAUCAAGUGAAUGAAUAAAGAAUCAAAACUAUUCCCUAA